AUGGAGGAAGCGGACGAAACGGAAACCGAAUCGCAGGUUUAUAUGGCUUGUAUUCAGCACGGUCGUCGAGUUGGAGUUUCUUACUACGACUGUAGUGUACGCCAGCUUCAUGUUCUUGAAGUUUGGGAGGAAGAUUGCUCUGAUUUUACUCUGAUCAAUAUGGUCAAGUACCAAGCGAAGCCGUUGGUCAUUUACACAAGCACCAAAAGUGAUGACUCAUUUGUAUCUGCUCUGCAGCAGAGUGAUGGAACUGACGAGGCUACCACGGUGAAGCUGGUAAAGAGCUCAACAUUCAGCUACGAGCAAGCGUGGCACAGGCUGGUAUAUCUUCGAGUAACAGGAAUGGAUGAAGGGUUGAACAUCAAAGAACGGGUUUGUUAUCUAAGUUCGAUGAUGGAUGUAGGCAGUGAAGUCCAAGUUCGUGUUAGUGGAGGUCUUCUUGCUAUACUAGAAAGUGAACGAAUUGUAGAUACUCUGGAACAAAACGAAUCUGGGACUGCAUCAAUUGCAAUUGACUCAGUCAUGGAAGUUCCAUUGAACAAGUUCCUUAAACUUGAUGCAGCUGCUCACGAGGCACUACAGAUAUUUCAAACAGAUAAACACCCAAGCCAUAUGGGAAUUGGCAGGGCAAAAGAAGGGUUUUCGGUGUUUGGGGUGAUGAAUAAGUGUGCCACACCAAUGGGUAGACGUCUUUUAAGAAGCUGGUUUAUGAGGCCAAUUCUAGAUCUUGAAGUGCUAGACCGUCGUCUCAAUGCUAUUUCCUUUUUUAUAUCUUCUGUAGAGCUGAUGACAUCUUUGCGGGAGACACUGAAAUCUGUGAAGGACAUUUCCCAUUUGCUCAAGAAAUUCAACUCCCCGACGUCCCUGUGUACCAAUAAUGAUUGGACAGCUUUUAUGAAGAGUAUAGGUGCGCUCUUGCACGUGAAUAAGAUACUUGAAGUUGGAGUCUCAGAAAGUCUCCGAGAGCAUAUGAGACGCUUCAACUUAGACAUUGUUGAGAAGGCCGGCUUAUGUAUCAGCACAGAGCUUGAUUAUGUAUAUGAACUGGUACUUGGAGUUAUUGAUGUAACUAGAAGCAAAGAGAAGGGUUAUCAAACAUUAGUUAAAGAUGGAUUCUGUGCUGAGGUUAUUAUAGAAAUUGCUUUCGUUCAGGUUGUCAUAUCUCUAAUUUUUUCUGCAAGUAAUUCAUUUCUUGUUUACCAGUUGGAUGAGCUAAGGCAAAUAUACGAGGAGUUGCCGGACUUCCUGCAAGAGGUUUCAUCGAUGGAGUUAGAACAUUUGCCUCAUCUGCAUAAGGAGAAACUCCCUCCUUCUAUCGUCUAUAUUCAACAAAUUGGGUACCUCAUGUGUAUUUUUGGAGAAAAACUUGAUGAAACUGCACUUGAUAGGCUUGCCGAAUUUGAAUUUGCGUUCUCUGAUCUGGAUGGAGAAACUCAGCGAUUCUUUUAUCACACUCCAAAGACAAGAGAGUUAGACAACCUUCUUGGAGAUAUCUACCACAAAAUUUUAGAUAUGGAGAGAGCAAUUGUAAGGGACUUGCUAUCGCACACACUUUUGUUCUCGGCACACCUGUUGAGGGCAGUUAAUUUUGUUGCGGAACUUGAUUGCAUUUUAUCCCUGGCUUGUGUAGCCCAUCAGAAUAACUACGUAAGACCUGUUCUUACAACGGAAUCAUUGCUUGAUAUUCGAAAUGGAAGACAUGUUUUGCAGGAAAUGGCGGUGGAUACAUUUAUCCCGAACGACACUGAAAUCAAUGAUAACGGUCGAAUUCAUAUCAUUACCGGUCCUAAUUACUCAGGAAAGAGCAUAUUUGUGAAGCAGGUGGCUUUAAUUGUUUUCCUAUCACAUAUUGGAAGCUUUGUACCAGCAGAUGCUGCAACUGUUGGUUUAACUGACAGGAUCUUUUGUGCAAUGGGAAGCAAGUUUAUGACCGCAGAGCAAUCUACAUUUAUGAUAGAUCUGCAUCAAGUAGGAAUGAUGCUAAGGCAGGCAACUUCAAGAUCUCUGUGUCUCUUAGACGAGUUUGGUAAAGGCACUCUUACAGAAGAUGGUAUUGGCUUGCUUGGUGGAACAAUUAGUCAUUUUGCUUCGUGUAAUGAGCCACCAAGGGUUCUAGUAUGCACCCACUUGACUGAACUACUUAACGAGAGCUGUUUGCCCGUUUCUGAGAAGAUUAGAUUCUAUACAAUGAGCGUUCUGAGGCCAGACACAGAAUCUGCAAACAUGGAAGAGAUUGUCUUUCUUUAUAGGUAUGAACUCUCGACUAGCAAGCUAAACCGUCUUCAUUAUCAAAACUUCGCUUCACUGUGUGUCCCAGAGGAAGUCGUAAAGAGAGCAUCCAGCGUGUUGGACGCCUUUGAGAGUAACAACAACGUUAAUAAACUUAACCUUGACAACAUAUCGUCUCAAGAUCAAGCAUUCAAGGAUGCUGUUGACAGGUUUAUGGAGUUUGACAUCAGUAAAGGUGAUAUCUGUGCUUUCUUUCAAGACAUGUUCACUUCUUAA
Molecule: messenger RNA, 2505 nt
Organism: Eruca vesicaria subsp. sativa (arugula)
Lineage: Eukaryota; Viridiplantae; Streptophyta; Magnoliopsida; Brassicales; Brassicaceae
Source: the annotation of a GenBank genome assembly